AUGGAGUUUGUGAAGAAGUGUAAGAAAGUAUUGGGUAGCAAGAGAUUGCACGCUGAAGAGAAUGAAAGUGGUAAGUUGACAAACGAGGAAAAGCAACAUUAUGAGAAGAAGAAUAUGCAUCGUGUGGCUCCAAAAGGUUGCAUUUAUGUAUACGUUGGACCCAAUAGCGAGAGAUUCCUAAUGAAGAUAAAGAUGGUAAACCACCCUUUGUUCAAGAAGCUUUUGGGUGAGAGUGAGAGAGAAUAUGAAUAUGAUUCAUAUGAAUAUGGGUAUAGAAACGAUGGUCCCUUAUGGAUCCCUUGCGACGUUCUCUUAUUCUCUGAGGCACUCAAGGUGAUGGAGAGCACCACAUGA
Cajanus cajan (pigeon pea) is the source of this 354-nucleotide messenger RNA. RefSeq names its product auxin-responsive protein SAUR71. Gene Ontology annotation, biological process: response to auxin. Lineage: Eukaryota; Viridiplantae; Streptophyta; Magnoliopsida; Fabales; Fabaceae. The record is from RefSeq and is a predicted model, not a curated record.